AUGUCUCUGGAAUGUUCUGAAAGCUUGCGAUCUAUUGUUCUAUCAGAACAAAGAGAGUUACUUGCUAAAAAUAUCUUUGAUGAUAAUGACAUAUUACCAAAGGCCUCAAAGGAGUCGAAUUGCUCAGCUUAUAAGGCAGGUGACGUGUCAGGUCCAUUAUACCCCGAUCUCUGCGGCCCAAAAAACAGUAUUCAUCUUGGAAAUUGCCUCAGUACAGCGCCUGAUAAGAAGAUUUAUAACGGUGAAUGGCAGGGAAAGGAGGUUAUCUUGAAAAUUUACAUGAGCUGGUUUGAAGAGUUUGAGAAGAGGCAGAAAAUAACCGACCUUGCAGCUGUAUCAUCAUUUCAAGAAGAUGUCUCCUCCAGAGUGAAGACUUUGUUUGGCGACUGCUCUCAUUGCAACAAACUCGUAUUUCGUUUGCUGUCACUUGGUGACGGGGACGGUGAUGAGACAAUUUCAGCGUCCGAAGCAAGAACAUUUAUCUCCUUACUGCAACUUGUAGAACCCAUGAUGUUAAUGGUCCUUAAUGAAAGUAAACACACAGUAGAUUUCUUUGGGUAUUGUGGUGGAUUAUACGUUGUGGAGAAAGUGUCUUUUGUUGCUUCUGACGUGUUUGGGAACACUUGGGAGUUAAUAGAACUUUCAUUGUUGCCUGAUGUAUUUGAACCGCUGCAAAAAUUACUCAAUGACCACGGCAACAGAGCUAUGAAUCUUGUUGGCUCUUCUUUGUUAAAAAUGGCUCGCAACCUUGGUUAUGCGCGUACUGUUGCAAAGUGCCCUGUCAUAGGUGCGUCUUUUCAAGUGUAUAUCAACAACAGACGCAAAAAAUUUGACUUUGCUUAUUCGCUGUUGGACGCAACUUUAGACACAUCUAGCACUCCGUACGGCUUGGCGCAGUCAUGUGAUGUACACUUGGGAAAUUAUGGAAUUACAACUACUUCGACGGUGAAACUCAUUGAUCUUGAUCUGAUGUACCCUCACGUUUUUCUGCGAACACUCCUGGAACAGAAAAAAAUGCGUUUCUGA
Molecule: messenger RNA, 1026 nt
Organism: Pocillopora verrucosa
Lineage: Eukaryota; Metazoa; Cnidaria; Anthozoa; Scleractinia; Pocilloporidae
Source: RefSeq, a predicted model, not a curated record